Acanthoscelides obtectus is the source of this 177-nucleotide messenger RNA. Lineage: Eukaryota; Metazoa; Arthropoda; Insecta; Coleoptera; Chrysomelidae. The record is from the annotation of a GenBank genome assembly.
AUCCAACCAGAAGCGGGCAUGACAUGACCAAUUUAUGGCUCACCAUGCUAAUUGCCUGUGUGUCUCAAGACUUGCGAAUGUCGAGAGGUAUAUCAAAGGUCUUUCUUAGGAAGUUUGGAAGAGUGCACGAGCUGCGAUAAUCUAACCCGGAAGUCGGAGAAAUACUCCAGAUAACUG